Molecule: messenger RNA, 1870 nt
Organism: Bolinopsis microptera
Lineage: Eukaryota; Metazoa; Ctenophora; Tentaculata; Lobata; Bolinopsidae
Product: beta-1,3-galactosyltransferase 5-like
Exons: 9
Coding region: 121-1215 (364 amino acids)
Cellular component (GO): Golgi membrane
Molecular function (GO): hexosyltransferase activity
Source: RefSeq, a predicted model, not a curated record
UAACUUCAGAUGUAAAUAUUAUGACAUAUACAAUAUUCUGACGAAAGACUAUGAGAGAUUGAUUGCACAUUGAAGGGCUUUACCUUAUACCCCCUCCCUAUAUUUAAAAAGAUUCUAGUCAUGAGAUUAAUGAGAGUUCUCUUUCUCCUUUUUAUAGGACUGUGUGCUUUAGUCUCGAUCAUGAUAGUCCAGACUCUCUACCUGCAAGCAGAGGGGGCAGUCCACGAGAACAGAUCAUCAUCAUUUGCCCAGACUUUCAACAAACUCAGAUACUACUUAUUUUUACCCCGCACUAAACUACAAUUGUUUAUAAGGAAUUUAAGGAACAAAUAUAAGGGUUCACCGUCUGCUAUAAUAUCUGAGCCAGAUUCAGAUGGUGCCGCAGAGGUCAGAAAUAUAAUCGCUGAUAUGGUCACUCAGAAGGAGUAUGUACAGUAUUUAGUUUUAGUAAUAACUGCCCCCGGUAAAAAAGAAAUAAGGGCUCUCAUUAGAGAUGAAGGGUACUGGGCCUAUAACUGGACGGACUCUGAGGGCAAACCUAUCAACUGGAAACACUUCUUCGUUGUUGGCCAGAAUGAAGAUGAGAAUGUAAAUGCUGCAGUACUGCAAGAGGCCAAAGAAUUUGGUGACAUUCUAAUCGGAAAUUUUGAGGACUCUUACAAGAAUUUAGUUUUUAAAAGCUUGUGGCUCAUCGAAUGGGCUGUUAAUAGAUAUGAUUUCGACACCAUGGUAAAGUGUGAUGACGACACAAUAAUAAACAUGUCCAAGUACCACGAACUGAUGAAACAGCAAGAUCUCUCAGUGCCCUUUUUUGGAGGUGUCAGAUUCGGGGGCAUGCCUGUAUUUAGACAUGGCCGGUAUGAAGUGAAGCCUGAAGAGUGGGCCCCUGAUAAGUUCUCUCCCUACUGUUCUGGUGGCGGCUACACUCUCAACAGUCAAGCUAUUCAUAAAUUUCUAGAUGUCCACUACUCUGGUGUCCAACCUGUUUUUCUGGUUGAAGAUGCUUUUAUGGGGACACUGGCUUAUCAUGCUAAGAUAGACCCAGUCCAACUAGUGCCCUAUUUCCGUGCCUUCAGCCCCCACAAGUUCUGUUACAACGACCAGUCGACUUUAUUACACUACGUUAAAGAGUCUAACCAGCGAACUUACAUGGAGUUUCAUAAGUCCAUGGGGAGGUUUUGUAAUGAAAAAUGGGUUUUUGAUCAUAAACAGUGACCUGGUUUAGUUGUUUACUUUGGUUAUUUUUUCUUAUUAAGUUGUUCUAUUUGUUUAAUUUUACCAUCCAUGUUUUUGAUCGAGAAUCAACCAAUGUGAGUUGUAGUGGGGUCGAUUAAGAAGCUGUCAGAGUUUAGUUCUGUAAUAUCCUGGAAGAGCAUUACUCAUCAAUACCAGUUCCAUGUAGGGUUUCAUUUAUAAUUAAAAAUAUUUACUGAAGAGCUAUCUAAAAUUAACUAAAGAGUCAUUAUUGUGUUUGAGUCUUGUAAUUUGAAGAUUUGACACUUUAUUUAAGUAGCGGAUUACUUCUUCUUAUGAUUAUAAAUUAAUAGUUGAUUAUAUAGAUUGUAUGGUUGCACUAAGUACUUGUUGUAAUUGUUGAUACGGGGUAACAUCUUAAAUAUGUAAUAAAUAGUGAUUAUACAUUAAUGUAGAAAUUUUAAGGUAAACAGAUUGAAGAUAAAUGCAACGUUAUAUAGUUCUAGUGUAACGUCACAAUAGUGAAUUUAAUAUACAGUUGAUGUAGCUACUGUUAAUUAAUCCUGUUACGUUUUUAGAUUAUAGAAUUACAUUAUGAUUUAUGAUUUUAUAUAGGUAAGGCAUGUUUUUAUUUCUGAUAAUAUUACUAAACAUAAUUACGAGCAGAAUUUUCUAG